This is a messenger RNA of Rhinolophus ferrumequinum (greater horseshoe bat), 2778 nucleotides long. It is a transcript of the gene MAN1C1, whose product is annotated as mannosidase alpha class 1C member 1. Gene Ontology annotation, biological process: carbohydrate metabolic process; N-glycan processing. The record is from RefSeq and is a predicted model, not a curated record. Gene Ontology annotation, molecular function: calcium ion binding; mannosyl-oligosaccharide 1,2-alpha-mannosidase activity. Gene Ontology annotation, cellular component: Golgi membrane; endoplasmic reticulum; extracellular exosome. Lineage: Eukaryota; Metazoa; Chordata; Mammalia; Chiroptera; Rhinolophidae.
GGCCCGGGCCCCGAGCCGUGCCGCCCGGCUCGCCCGGGCCCCGCUGAGGCCGCGGCGCCCCCUCCUGGGCACGGGAGGACCCGCUCCAAACUCCCUGAACUUCCUUCAGGGGCAGUCCCCGAAGCGGCGAAACUCUCUGGGACCCCAAUCCUGGGCGGCGUCCCUCGACGACCUCCCCUCGUCGAGCCCCCUGCUGACAAGUGCCUGGACUCCGAAGGCCUCAGGGACCGGGCCGGAGCUGACUGUCUCCAGCUCCGUGCCAGGCCACGAUGCUCAUGAGGAAAGUGCCGGGCUUCGUCCCGGCCUCCCCGUGGGGGCUGCGGCUGCCGCAGAAAUUCCUCUUCCUUCUCUUCCUCUCGGGCCUCGUUACCCUGUGCUUCGGGGCUCUUUUCCUUCUGCCCAACUCCUCUCGCCUCAAGCGCCUCUUCUUGGCCCCCCGGACACAGCAGCCCGGCCUGGAGGUAGUGGCCGAAGUCGCCAGCCACCCCCUGGCGGGCGAACAGGAGUCACCCCCCAACCCAGCCCCCGCUGCACCAGCCCCCGGCGAGGACUACCCCAGCAGCCAAGCGAGUACCCGCCGCAGAAAAGGGUGGCUGCGGCGCACCCACCCGACCGGGCCACGGGAAGAGGCCACCGCCGCCCGCAGCAGCGGCGGGACGGCCCUCAGACCCCAGGAGGGGAGUAUCUCAUUUAGCUUUGACUUUAACGCGUUCCGGAGCCGCCUCCGCCACCCGGUCCUGGGUACAGGAGCCCAUGAGAUUGAGGAUUCCCAGAGCCUAGUUCGAACCCAGCGGGAGAAAAUCAAGGAGAUGAUGCGGUUCGCCUGGCAGAGCUACAGGCGGUACGCGAUGGGGAAAAACGAGCUCCGGCCCCUCACCAAGGACGGCUACGAGGGCAACAUGUUCGGCGGCCUCAGCGGGGCGACCGUCAUUGACUCCCUUGACACCCUCUACCUCAUGGAGCUGAAGGAGGAGUUCCAGGAGGCCAAAGCCUGGGUUGAAGAGAACUUCCACCUGAACGUGGUGACGGGAGAAGCAUCCCUGUUUGAGGUGAACAUCCGGUACAUCGGGGGACUCCUCUCAGCCUUCUACCUGACGGGAGAGGAGGUGUUCCGAAUAAAGGCCAUCAAGCUUGGAGAAAAACUCCUGCCAGCCUUCAACACCCCCACGGGAAUCCCAAAAGGCAUUGUGAACUUCAAAAGUGGCUCCAACAGGAGCUGGGGCUGGGCCAUGGCCGGGAGCAGCAGCAUUCUGGCGGAGUUUGGGUCCCUGCACUUGGAGUUCCUACACCUCACUGAGCUCUCUGGUAACCAGAUCUUCGCUGAAAAGGUCAGGCACAUCCGAAAGGUCCUCAGGAAGAUCGAUAAGCCAUUUGGCCUCUACCCCAAUUUCCUCAGUCCAGUGAGCGGGAACUGGAUGCAACACCACGUCUCAGUUGGAGGACUCGGGGACAGUUUUUAUGAAUAUUUGAUCAAAUCCUGGCUGAUGUCGGCCAAGACAGAUACGGAGGCUAAAGAUAUGUACUACGAAGCCUUGGAGGCAAUAGAGAGCCAUUUGCUGAAUGUGUCUCCCGGGGGGCUGACCUACAUUGCUGAGUGGCGAGGGGGCAUUCUGGACCACAAGAUGGGGCACCUGGCCUGUUUCUCCGGGGGCAUGAUCGCCCUUGGCGCUGAGGACGCCAAAGAGGAAAAGAGGGCCCACUACCGAGAGCUCGCAGCCCAGAUCACCAAGACGUGCCACGAGUCGUACGCUCCCACAGAUACCAAACUGGGGCCCGAGGCCUUCUGGUUUAACUCCGGCAGAGAGGCCGUGGCCACGCAGCUGAGCGAGAGCUACUACAUCCUGCGGCCCGAGGUGGUGGAAAGCUACAUGUACUUGUGGCGGCAGACCCACAAUCCCAUCUACAGGGAGUGGGGUUGGGAAGUGGUGAUGGCUUUGGAGAAACACUGUCGGACGGAAGGCGGUUUCUCCGGGAUCCAGGACGUGUACAGUAGUCCCAACCACGACAACAAGCAGCAGACCUUCUUCCUAGCGGAGACACUGAAGUAUCUCUACCUUUUCUCUGAAGAUGACACACUCUCCCUGGAAGACUGGGUAUUCAACACGGAGGCCCACCCGCUCCCCGUAAACCACUCGGACAAGGCCCUCAGAACAGAGGACCAGCUCUGACCCUAUCGCCCUGCCGCUCCCCGGCCGCAGGACGCCUUGCCUUUUCAGGUUUGGGGACUGUUCUCAAAAGGAUUGAGAGCGUGGCCCAUUCCAGGCAGAUGUGGCCAGACAAGCCACUUUUCCUCUGUGAGGAGACAGGACUUAAGAGCCGCAGCGAUGUCACCCCAGGCCCAGACAUUCCUUCCUAGGGAGAAUUUCUAUGAAACUCACUCACUUGCCAUUCCAGGACCAAAGGACUGGAGGUUUGCAUAUCAAACCCAUGUACUUGGUUCACUUUCCUUUCAUUUUGGGGGUGUUUUUGUUUUGCUUGAUUUUUGCCUUUUCUCUACAGUUGUGUUUUAUCACAAAUUAUAAAUAUAGUUUCAAAAUCAUGUGCUUUCAAAAACAAUAUCAUCCUGAUAAACUAAACCUUAAACUAUUUGCACACAUACAAAAUCCUUGACCUUAUUUUCUAUAUUUGAAAUGCCUUUUGCCCAACGUUUAAUAUAUGUUCAACUAUGUGUCAUUUACCUUAUAAUUUGAGGAGGGGUUCCCCUAUGAUUUGGGCCUAAAUGUUACGAAUCACUAGUGCUAUUUUCAUUAUUGUAAUGGAAAAAUCUGUAAACUUACA